AUGGAGUCCGCCUUUGCGCGCCCCAUUGAGCAGGUGCUGUCUACCUUUGACGUUGAGUCGGAUGCCGGCUUGACUGAUGCCCAGGUGGUCGAUCUGCGCCAGAAGCACGGAAGCAACUCCAUUCCCGAGGAACCUCCGACCCCCAUCUGGGAGCUCAUCCUUGAGCAAUUCAAGGACCAGCUUGUUAUCAUUCUACUCGGAUCCGCUGUGGUGUCGUUUGCCCUGGCCCUGUUUGAGGAUGAGGGUGGCUGGAGCGCCUUUGUCGACCCUGCCGUGAUCCUCACCAUCCUCAUCCUAAACGCCGUCGUCGGAGUCUCCCAGGAGAGCAGCGCCGAAAAGGCCAUUGCCGCUCUUCAAGAAUACUCGGCCAACGAGGCCAACGUCGUUCGCAAUGGUGGCCACAUCUCCCGUGUCAAGGCCGACGACCUCGUCCCUGGUGACAUCGUUGCCGUCGCCGCUGGUGACCGUAUCCCCGCCGACUGCCGUGUUAUUUCCAUUGAGAGCAACAGCUUUGCCGUCGACCAGGCCAUUCUCACCGGAGAGAGCGAGAGCAUCCGCAAGGAUGCCGACGCCGUUAUCGCUGAUGAGAAGGCUGUCCUCCAGGACCAGACCAACAUGCUCUUCUCGGGAACCACCGUUGUCACUGGCAGGGCUACGGCUGUCGUGGUCCUCACGGGUUCUAAGACUGCCAUCGGAGAUAUCCACGAGAGUAUCACGGCUCAGAUCUCGGAGCCCACGCCCCUCAAGCAGAAGCUCAACGACUUUGGCGACAGCCUAGCAAAGGUCAUCACCGUCAUCUGCGUCCUCGUCUGGCUCAUCAACAUCCCCAACUUCAACGACCCCAGCCACGGCUCCUACGCCAAGGGCGCCAUUUACUACCUCAAGAUUGCCGUCUCCCUCGGUGUUGCCGCCAUCCCCGAAGGUCUUGCUGUCGUCAUCACCACUUGCUUGGCCCUGGGCACCCGCAAGAUGGCUGCUAAGAAUGCCGUCGUCCGUAGUCUGCCUUCGGUCGAGACGCUGGGCAGCUGCAGCGUCAUCUGCUCCGACAAGACGGGAACCCUCACGACUAACCAGAUGAGUGUCAACAAGAUGGUCUACCUUGAUCAGUCGGGCAAGGGCCUGGUGGAGCUCGAUGUCGAGGGCACCACUUUUGCUCCCAAGGGAGCCAUCUCCAUAAAUGGGAAGACGAUCGAGGAGCCUGUCAAGAGCUCCGAGACUGUCCGCCAGAUGAUCGAGGUGGCCGCUCUUUGCAACGAUGCGCAACUGGCCUACGAUGACCGCACCGGCGUCUUCUCCAACAUUGGUGAGGCAACCGAGGGUGCUCUUAGGACCCUGGUCGAGAAGGCCGGCCCCUGCGCCCCCGCUGGAACCCCCGCCGCCGACUGUGUCCACUACGCCACUAGCAUCUAUGAGAAGAAUCUACCCCGUCUGUCUACGUACGAGUUCUCCCGCGACAGGAAGAGCAUGUCGGUCCUGGUCGAUGGCAACAAGACGCAGAAACUCCUCGUCAAGGGUGCUCCCGAGACCCUCAUUGAUCGCUGCUCCGAGGCCCUCCUGGGACCCGACGGCAAGCGCGUGCGCCUGGAUAAGAACAUGUCAGAACUCCUGCAGAAGGAGGUUGUCGACUACGGCAGAAGUGGUCUUCGUGUGAUUGCUCUGGCCAGCAUCGACGAUGUAUCCGGGAACCCGCUCAUCCACUCGGCCCAGUCCACGGAGGAGUACGCCCAGCUUGAGCAGAACAUGACCUUCCUCGGCCUCGUCGGUAUGCUAGACCCUCCCCGAAAGGAGGUUCCCAGCUCGAUUCAGAAGUGCAAGGAUGCCGGCAUCCGUGUCGUCGUCAUCACCGGUGACAACCCUAACACGGCUGAGAGUAUCUGCCGCCAGAUCGGCGUCUUCUCCAAGGACGAGGACCUCACGGGCAAGAGCUUCACUGGCCGCGACUUCGACAACCUGUCUGACAGCGAGAAGCUCGAGGCGGCCAAGAACGCCUCCCUGUUUUCGCGCGUCGAGCCUGGACACAAGUACAGACUGGUUGAGCUCCUGCAGUCUCUGGGCGAGGUGGUAGCCAUGACCGGUGACGGUGUCAACGAUGCCCCCGCUCUCAAGAAGGCCGAUAUUGGAGUUGCCAUGGGUUCCGGAACCGACGUGUCCAAGCUGGCAGCCGAUAUGGUGCUGACGGACAGCAACUUUGCCACGAUCGAGUCUGCCAUCGAGGAGGGCCGCGCCAUCUACAACAACACCCAGCAGUUCAUCCGCUAUCUGAUCUCUUCCAACAUUGGCGAGGUCGUGUCGAUCUUCCUAACAGCGGCCCUGGGCAUGCCCGAGGCCCUGAUCCCCGUACAGCUCCUGUGGGUCAACCUGGUGACGGACGGUCUUCCCGCCACGGCCUUGUCCUUCAACCCCCCUGACAACGACAUCAUGAAGCGUCAGCCCCGUAAGAGGAACGAAGUCCUCAUCGGCGGCUGGCUAUUCGCCCGUUACCUCAUCAUUGGCGCGUAUGUUGGUGUGGCAACGGUCGCCGGCUACGUCUGGUGGUUCGUGUACAACCCGGAAGGCCCCCAGAUCACGUUCCACCACCUCAUGCGCUUUCACCACUGCUCCACCGACUUUCCCGAGAUCGGCUGCUCCAUGUUCUCUGACGACAUGGCCAAGGCCGCAUCCACCGUCUCCCUGUCCAUCCUUGUCGUCAUCGAGAUGUUCAACGCCAUGAACGCCCUGUCUUCGAGCGAGUCUCUACUCACCUUUCCCCUAUGGAAGAACAUGAUGCUCGUCUACGCUAUCGUCCUCUCUAUGGCCUUGCACUUUGCCCUUCUCUACAUCCCCUUCCUGCAGACCCUCUUCUCCAUCGUCCCUCUCGGAGUUACCGAGUGGAAGGCUGUAGUGACCAUCAGUGCUCCCGUCAUUCUCCUUGACGAGGUACUCAAGUUCUUUGAGAGGCAUUUCUUUACGCAAAAGCCGACGAACAAUGACGCCCAGGUCAAGAAGAACCAAUAA
Geosmithia morbida is the source of this 2994-nucleotide messenger RNA. RefSeq lists its product as uncharacterized. Gene Ontology annotation, molecular function: ATP hydrolysis activity; P-type calcium transporter activity; ATP binding. The transcript has 4 exons. Gene Ontology annotation, biological process: calcium ion transmembrane transport; intracellular calcium ion homeostasis. Bases 1 to 2994 code for a protein of 997 amino acids. The record is from RefSeq and is a predicted model, not a curated record. Gene Ontology annotation, cellular component: membrane. NCBI's taxonomy places the organism in Eukaryota, Fungi, Ascomycota, Sordariomycetes, Hypocreales, Bionectriaceae.